AGCUGAGUAAUGUGGAGUCCGGCCCUCUAGGAGCAGCUGCUUGGUCUGUAACCAGGUGAUCAGGGAGGUGGAGCAGGAUCAGCUCAGGUAUCUGAACGCCUCGCGGGCGCAGAACGCCACAGGCAUGCUCACAGUCACAGUAGGAAAAACAAGAAUGACGAGACGCCAGAACUUCAGGGUGCUGCAGGUCGUGAUGGUGAUGGUGCCCGUGGUCGUCCUCAUCACAUUCGUCCUGCAGAAUUACGGCAUCUUUGCCGCUACGGCAUACACAUUUGACUGGCGGCGUGCUUUAUCUGAAGGCGCCGCCCCUCAGACCCCCAAGACGCCUCCUAAACAGUCAGGAUCGUGCGUCAUAAAUAAAGAGUGUCCGGAGGAUCACUUCAGCUUCUUCAUCCAGAGCGGAGCCGCUAACGUCGUGGCUCCAAAGAUCUGCAUCCAAAACAAGCUGGUUCUUGGCUCGGUGCUGAACAACGCUGGAUAUGGGAUCAACAUCGUUAUAAUAAACGGUAAAACAGGAGAAGUCACAAAGAUCGCCAGCUUCGAAAUGUACAGCGGCGAUGUGAAACCUCUCAUCGAGCUCCUGAAGAGCAUCACGGACGGCUCCGUUGUGCUGAUGGCGUCCUACGACGAGCCUUCAACAAAGUUAAAUGAAGAUGCGAGGAAGCUGAUUUCUGAGCUGGGGAGCUCUGCUGUCAAGUCGCUUGGCUUCAGGGAUAACUGGGUGUUUGUUGGCGGGAAAGGAGCAGCGGUGCAGAGCAGCUUCGAGAAGCUCAUAAAGAACGACAACGCUAAGAACAAAUACCAGAACUGGCCCGAGAUUAUCGACCUGCAAGGAUGCAUCCCCAAAUACCUGAACUGACCCGCCGCCUCAGCCCGAAGGAACGUUUCAACUUUUACAGCCAACUGCAGGAACAAGAAGCCGGAGAACCCGAACGUGUUUGUUCUAUAAGAACACGAGACUCAGUAAACGUUUGACGGUAUGAACCAAAGCCUGGUGUGUAAACUGAUAUCUGUUUGACCUGAGGAGGUACUGCGUCAGUACAGGUAAAUACAGAGAAUCCACCCGUUCUCUCUCUACACUCCUUCCUCCUCGGGCGAACGUUCGAUGGUGACCUGAACAAUGACAGAAUCAUACAGAAGAACUCAGGGACUCUCAGGCUACAGCCACACUGCUGUGUCUUCUUUUUAAAAUGGAGUUUUAAAACAAAAACAAUCUCCGUCCACAACAGCGUUUCAGCUGCGUAUCAGAUUUGAUCUCUGUCUAUAAGAAAACGACUGAAAACGCACAUCACGUGACCGCUCACGUACACUGGGCGUGUGCGUGCCGGUGUAAACAGGAAGCGGAUUGUCUACUGCGCACCUACAGAAGAAAGUUCUGCUACAGACGAAUGAAGAGCAGCAGUGAUUUCUAAAACUCUGUCAGUAGCGGCGUAGACAAUCUGCUUCCUGUUUAAACGUACACGCACAUGCUCAGUGUAUGUGAACGGUCACAUGAUGUGCGUUUUCAGUCGUUUUAAAACAGACGGAGAUCAGUUCUGAUGGGCCGGUGUGGACGGAGAUGGUCUCAGUUUAGUGUAUGAAAGCAGGAAUGUGGAUGGAGCCUGAGGUUCUGGAAAACAUUAGAGUCAAACUUCCCUACAGACGUUGUACAUUCACAUCAAGGACCCCCGAACUGACACAAAUUAGACCCCGGACCUCCAUCUGAUUGUAUUUUUGCUUUUAGAUGUUUUAUAACAGAAAGUGUAUGAAACCUAUGACCUAAAUAAUCACACACUCUGUCAUUGUGUCACUUAUGGAUGGAAUAAUCGUGAACAUACCCUGAGAACUACAUUGUAAAAGCAGACACGGCUCGUUUCAGCUGCAGCCAACAAGAACCGAAUCAUUCAGGAGAACAGCGUCCCUGCAGCGACGUCCCAACUCCUGGAUGUUCACGAUCCUCUGCAGGAAUUUGUCCUCUGCUGCUUUCAGUGGUUCUGUCUCUGCUCCUGAAGGCACACGUGUUUAAAUCUGCUGUCAGGAAGUCGCCACAGCUGGAAAACCGCACAGAGCAGACGGCUUCUUCUUUUUACUGCCGUUAACAUUUUCUUUUCCUUAAAUAUUGAGUUCCUGUCAAUAACCCUUAUUUUUAUAAUGUAUUAAUGUCUAAAUAACGAGUCGAGGUUCACUGAAGAAAAAGGAGACUUUAUUCCUGUGUUUACGUUGUGUUUUCUCACUUUGCUGCAAGUGUUGUCAAACAGGUGAAGAUGAGCUCUCUGGGCCACCGUACUGAUCUAAACUCCGCAGGCAGCUUCUGAUUAAUAAUAUAAUAAUAAAAUCAACACAUCUUAGAAUGUGUGUGAUUUGAUAAAUUACUUUGAACUAAAAGUGAAGCAUUUUCACUGUUAGCAGUUUGGUAAUCAGCGAGUAAAGCUUGAAGGAAAUAAAACAGAACAGUAUUUCUAUGAUGUGUGUCUGGACCCGGAGCUGCUCUUUAUCUCCAGCGUGGAUGUUAAAUUCAGGAUUAACUCUUAAAGGUUCAGUGUGGGAAUACUUUUAAUGAUUAUACUUCUGUACUUUUACUUAAGUACAGGACUUGAGUACUUUGAAACAUGUAAAAAAAGAAGAACGUGCUCGUUGUUUCAUGUUCUGUCCACAGAACCUCAGACAUCUUCCAGAUGAGCGUGUUUGUACUAAUAAACAAGAAAGACACCUUUGCAGAGCUCAGCAGUCAGGUCGCAGGAUUUAACAAUAAAAAAUCUAAAAUGAU
Molecule: messenger RNA, 2746 nt
Organism: Micropterus dolomieu (smallmouth bass)
Lineage: Eukaryota; Metazoa; Chordata; Actinopteri; Centrarchiformes; Centrarchidae
Product: protein FAM3C-like
Exons: 10
Coding region: 125-859 (244 amino acids)
Source: RefSeq, a predicted model, not a curated record